AAUUCCCUGCACUCUGGCACAGAACGUUUCUACCUGGAGUUUCAUUGUCAGAUAUGCGGCUCUGCAUCUGGCCAUGGGCCUCAUAUGGUUUGUGCCUUCUGGCAUUCCUGUCUCACUGUGUAACAGCUGUGGAGAGACACUAUUACAUUGCAGCUGUUAAUAUAUACUGGGACUACUCAUCUGAUGGACAGCAAAGGACUGGGCCAUCUUAUAAAAAAGUGGUUUACAGGGAGUAUGAUGCAGGAUUUACACAGGCUAAAACACAUCCCUUGUCCUCAGGGCUACUUGGUCCUACAUUGCGUGGACAAGAGGGUGACACAAUUAUUGUCACGUUCAGGAACAUGGCUGAUCAUGCCUGCAGCAUGCACCCACAUGGCAUUGCUUAUGGGAAGCAGUCAGAGGGAGCUUCAUACUUUGACAACACUUCACUCCUUGAGAAAGAGGAUGAUUUAAUUCCACCCGGCAAUGAGCACACAUAUCAAUGGGACAUAAAUUCUGAGGUGUCCCCCACAGCUUUGGACCCCCCAUGCAUCACCUACACAUACAUCUCCCACACUGACAUUGUGAAGGACUACAAUACAGGGUUGAUUGGCAUAAUGCUGAUCUGCAAGAAAGGCGCUCUAGACAAUUCUGGAAAUCAGAUCCAUUUCCAUCAGGAAGCUGUGCUGUUGUUUGGUGUGUUUGAUGAGAACAAGAGCUGGUACAGCAAUUCAGGCCCUCCACAGGCACAGAAUGUCAAAUACACCAUCAAUGGUUAUACAAAUGGCUCUGUACCUGAUCUGGGCAUCUGUGCCCACUCCAAAGUCAGCUGGCACCUGCUGGGCAUGAGCUCUGAGCCAGAGCUCUUCUCUGUGCACUUCAAUGGGCAUGUCCUUCUGCAGGAUGGACACAAAACCUCAGCAGUUGGCAUCAUUAGUGGCACUGCAACUAGUGCCAGUAUGACUGCUGUCCACCCUGGGCGCUGGCUCAUCUCUUCUUACAUUAGCAGGCACUUGGAAUCUGGCAUGCAUGGUUACCUGAAUAUUAGGGCAUGUGAAGAGUUCCCUGCACCUAAAAGAAGGAUAACCAUUCAACAGAAACAGGAAAGCCAAGAGUGGAUUUAUUAUAUAGCAGCAGAAGAGAUUAUCUGGGAUUAUGCUCCACACAUGCCAGACAACAUGGACGGGGAUUUCCGAUCAAAAUAUUUAAAGCAGGGGCCACAGCGGAUAGGUAAAAAAUACAAAAAAGCUGUGUUUACACAGUAUAAAGAUGGCACGUUUAAAGAAAGAGCAGAGGAUAAGCAAAGAAAAAAAGAACUUGGGAUUCUUGGGCCAGUGAUAAGAGCCCAAAUCAGAGAUGUCAUAAAGAUUGUCUUUAAAAACAAAGCAUCACGUCCAUAUAGUAUCUAUCCUCAUGGACUGACCAUUGAUAAAGCAGCAGAAGGAGCUAGUUACCCCAAGGGAGGGAACCAGACACAUGGCAUCCAGCCAGGAGAUACCUACACAUAUGAAUGGAAUGUGGCUGAGGAAGAUGUGCCAACAGAUAGUGACCCGAGAUGUCUAACCAGGAUGUACCACAGUGCAGUGGACACUCCUCAAGACAUUGCUUCUGGUCUUGUGGGUCCUCUCCUCAUCUGUAAGAGUCAGUCCCUCAACAAAAAGAAUGUCCAGCUAAAAGCCGACAAAGAACAGCAUGCCAUGUUUGCAGUUUUUGACGAGAACAAGAGCUGGUACAACGAUGAGAACAUCAACACAUAUUGCAGUGACCCCCAAAAAGUCAAAAAAGAUGAUCCAGAGUUUUACAAAUCAAAUGUUAUGCAUACAAUCAAUGGUUAUGUGUAUGAAAGUGGCCAAGAGCUGGGAUUUUGUAAUGGUGAAAUUGUGACGUGGCACGUGUCCAGUGUUGGGGAUCAGGAUUAUAUCCAGACAGCCACUUUUUAUGGCCAUACAUUUGAGCUGAAACACAGGGAAGAGGAUAUGCUUAGCCUCUUUCCCAUGACUGGAGAAACAAUCACUAUGAACAUGGAGAAUAUAGGUAUAUGGCUUUUGGCAUCACUGAACUCUCAUGAUUCCACAAAAGGAAUGAGGGUGAAAUUCAAAGACUUUGAAUGCUUCAGAGAUUAUGUCAUGGAAUACGAUUAUGAUACACCUGAAAAAUUCACUGUAUGGAAACCUUUGCCCGUCACUGAAAUCAAGAAAGUUACAACGAACCCAGAUAUCCCUAAGGUGACUGAUGUGGCCAGUGAUGACUAUGCAGAAUAUCUUGGCCUAAGAACAUUCAGAAACCACAGUACAGAUGAGGUUGAGCUUCUUGACCUUUCGUUUCUAGAUCAUGAGGAUGGUUUCUUGCCAACUGUUGAGGAAAGGAGUUCAGCCCUAAUGAAUGAUUUGGAAAAACCACACAAUGCUACUUUAGGAUCUUUUAAUCAGACUCAUGGUUUACCAGCUGAGGGGGGCAAAAAACAAAAAGAUGUCCUGAGUGAAAGCACAGAAGAUGGAUUGCUCGACAAAUUAAACACUUUUGAUUCCAAUGAAAUCAUCAAUGAAACUUCUAAUAAUAUCUCACAUUUUUCAGGGGUAAAAAGAUAUGUUCGCAGUGCAUCAAUUAGGUCAGUAAAUGAAACAGACAGUAACUCUACCAAUAUCACUCAUAUUCCGGUUACUAAAAGAAAUUUCACCAAAGCAGAUGAUGGUGUUUUAUCACAAAAGUUAUUAAAUACAACAGACAUUGUCUCUAUUAAUAAAACUUAUAUUCCAUUUAUUGAAAGGAACAUCACCCUUUUGGGAAAAAACACUCAUGCUACCAUAAUUGAAAGAAAUGCAAUCAUAGCAGAAAAUGGCAGUUCACCACUAGAGCUAAUUAAUAAAACUUACAGUGUCUCCACAAAUACCACUCAAGUUCCAAUUAUUGACAGAAAUAUCACUCUUUUGGAAGAUAGUACCUCAACACUAGAGAUAAUAAAUGAAACAUACAGUGUCUCCACCAGUACAAGAAAUAACUCGCAUGUUCUAGUUGGUGAUACAAAUUCAACAAAUGAAUAUAUUGCAAGACAAGAUUUAACUGAAGCAAAGCCCCUGCUAUCAAACCAAACUUUAGAAACUUAUGUGGUAAACACAACAGUAAUUCAAGAAGAGCUAUACUCUCUAAAUGGCACUGGCAAUUUGGAUGGUCAGAGUGAUAGUUCAGUCUUCAUAUAUAGUGUACCUACUAGUCUUGACUCUCACUUCAACAGCUCAGAUAUACAAGAGGAAGAGGCAUUUGUGCUGCUGGACAGUGGUCAUCAUUUGGACAUUUCAAAGGAUGAUAUGACUGUAGUGGAAUAUGAUAUCUCACCAACAGUCCUACCCAAGAACAUCACAUUUGAGUUAGCUGAGAAUACUAGUGAUAAUAUUACAAACACAACAGGCAUGAGCAUUAAUGAACUCGACCGAACAAAGGAGAAUUACACCAGUGAGAUGCAUUCUCAAAUGAAUUCUGAAAUCAAAAGCACAUUAUUUACACCUUAUCUCAAUGUUUCCAUGCCACCUACAAAUAGCACAGUGCAAAGUAAUGAGUCUGAAUCCUUGAAUGCAACCUUGUCUGAUUUCGGCCUGUACUUUGGAGCAGAAAUAACAGAGAACACAACGUCAUCCACUAACGGUACAUUGAAAUAUUACGGUGAAGCAUUCUGGAAUGCAUCAGAGACCUUCCACUCUAAUGAUAUGGAGAAUACUUCCUUCUCUCUCAGUUUUUUCAAUGUUUCAUCCAUGCAGAACAGCUCGGAAAGUGAAAUUGAAGCGAGUCUGGAGGAUGUGGCCAUCUAUCUAAAGAACAACCACAGUGAGGCCAUCCUCACUUCUCCUCUCAACCCAAGAGAAGAGCAUUGGGGUUAUGAGGGCAACCAUGAAGUGGUUCAUCUGGAAAUUCCAGAUAACAUAAACAAAUACAUCAUAGACCAGCCAGCAGCAAAUUUAAACAAGCCAAAAAGUGAAAAGAAGGAGGAGAAGAAAAAAGUAGUUCACCACAGGGUGAAGCCAAGAAAAGGAUUUGGCAUGAAAACAAAGAAGAGGAAAGACUAUAAGCCACAGUCCCCUUCUGCUGUGUCCCCAGGGGGUCUGUCUCCACGAGGUUUUGGACAUGCUGGGUUCACCCCAAGAGGAACAAGGCCUAUCUCUAAUGAGGAUGACCUGACAGGGAAGGCCAUUGUCAUAGGAGUGCCAAGGCGAGAUUUCAAUGAUUAUGAUCUAUAUGUUUCAAAACAUGAGCAGGAUACAGAUUUUGAUAGUGCCCUUGAUCACUCUGAAGAGUAUGAAUAUGUGGAGUACAAAGACCCUUAUAGCACAAAGGCAGACAUUCAGAGCAUGGCAGUUGAUUCAAGCAUUUCUCAGCAUUUCUUAAAAAAGGCAGAGGAAAAUAAUACCAGGAUCUAUUUCAUCUCAGCAGAGGAAGAAGAAUGGGAUUAUGCUGGCUAUGGGCAAAGGAGGUAUGAAAAAAACUCUCAAACUACAAGGCCCACAUCUUUCAAAAAAGUGGUUUUCAGAAAGUACCUAGACAGCACAUUCAGUAUCCGUGACAUCCGCGGAGAAAUGGAUGAACACUUGGGGAUUCUGGGUCCAGUCAUUAAAGCUGAAGUUGAUCAGAAAAUAAUGAUAUUUUUCAGGAACCUUGCCAGCCGUCCAUACUCUUUGCAUGCAAAUGGGGUGAAAUACUUUAAACAAAAUGAAGGGCUGAGUUAUGAUGAUAAUUCACCUUACUGGUACAAGAUGGACAAUGCAGUUCAACCCAACAGCACCUUUAUCUACAUCUGGACUGUAAAUCCAAAAUCUGGACCAAAAAAUAAUGAAUCUGACUGCCGCACAUGGGCCUAUUACUCUGGAGUAAAUCCUGAGAGAGAUAUCAACUCUGGACUUAUUGGGCCUCUUCUGGUGUGCAGGAAGGGUACACUGAAAGAAAAUCAUGUAGACAGAAGAGAGUUUGUGCUGCUCUUUAUGACCUUUGAUGAGAAUAAGAGCUGGUACUAUGCGGAGAACCGAGAAAGGAUUGAGAGGAAAAGCAGAGACAUAGUCAAGAAUCAAUUUUUUCAUGAGAAUUUUAAGUUUGACGCCAUCAAUGGUAUUAUCUACAGCCUCAAAGGACUUCGAAUGUACACAAAUCAGCUAGCAAAGUGGCAUCUGAUCAACAUGGGCUCUCCAAAAGAUCUCCACAGUGUCCAUUUUCACGGUCAAACGUUCAUAAAUAAGGAGUUUAAGGACCACCGUCAGGGUGUUUACCCACUUUUACCAGGUGGAUUUGCUACACUGGAAAUGUUGCCCUCAAAGCCUGGUCUCUGGCAGCUGGAGUCUGAAGUUGGAAUCUCCCAGCAGCAGGGCAUGCAAACGCUAUUCCUUGUGUUAGAUAAUGUCUGUAAUCACCCUCUUGGUCUCAUCUCUGGAACUGUGAAAGACGAACACAUAUCGGCAUCAGACUCAAGAGGACAAUGGCAUGCUUAUUUGGCCAGACUGCACAACACAGGGAAAUACAAUGCGUGGAGUACAACAAAGGAAGGGCAGCAUAUCCAGGUGGACUUCCAGAGGCCAGUGGUGAUAAGUAAAGUUGCCACACAGGGAGCCAAGCAAUUCUUGACAUCACACUUUGUACUGAACUACACCAUUUCAUACAGCACAGACAAAAAGAAGUGGAACUUUUACAAGGGAAACAGUAGUGAUGUCAGAAUGACUUUUGAAGGUAACAACGACGCUUAUGAUGUGAAGGAGAAUAUAUUUUUCCCACCUUUGAUUGGUCGAUAUGUGAGACUGCAUCCCUCACAUUCUUACAACUCUCCAACUGUUCGUUUGGAAUACUUUGGUUGUGAGCUUGAUGGUUGUUCUGUGCCACUGGGAAUGCAAAGUGGCCUGAUUAAAGAUAAGCAGAUCACUGCCAGUUCAGUGGCCUCCAGUUGGUACUCUCGACAUUGGCAUCCUUGGUAUGCACGCUUAAAUAAUCAAGGGAGCAUCAAUGCCUGGCAAGCCAAGAAAAAUAACAUGCAGCAAUGGAUCCAGGUAGAACUCCCAGUUGCAAAAAAGAUAAGUGGGAUUAUAACCCAGGGGGCAAAAUCAUUAGGCACUGAGAUGUUUGUGACACAAUAUAUUCUGGAGUACAGUGAUGAUGGCAAGAGAUGGUCAAAGUACACAGAAGAUGAAGAUUAUGAGCAAAAGACUUUUGAAGGCAACACUGAUAACAAUGGCCAAGUUAAGAACUACAUCUAUCCGCCAAUAUUUUCCAGAUUCAUCCGAAUUAUUCCAAAACGAUGGCAUAGCACCAUCACCAUGAGGAUUGAGCUGCUUGGUUGUGAUUUUGAAUAAAGACUGUUAUCUGUCUCUGAAAUGUCAACACAUUUUUAUAAAAUUUAUAUUUGUGUAUAUGAGUUUGUAUAAUGAAAUGUAUUAAAUGAAUUCUAAAAACAUGCUUUCAAACUUUUUGAAUAAUAGGGUAAUGAAAAAGGUUGCUAUGCCUGUUUUUACACCUUACAGGAAAGGCCACGAUCUUAAAACGGUGGAAAAAGUAAAUUUUCUUAUCUUUGAACAUCAAGGUUUGAAAUUGCCUUUUGCAAGCACAUAUACAUAACAUAUUGAACGUCAUUUAGUCAUGCACGUGUAUCUGUAUUUUUAUGUACUGUUCGUCAUAUGACCAUCAUUUUGUCCAAUCCUUUUUGCUUCAGUUGGGUAUAUGAAUGAAACUUGUAAGUGAAUGAGUUUUCUUUUACUUCCAUUGUUUCAAUAGUGAACAACUCAGUGAAUCAGCAAUUAUUCACUACUCAUUAUUCACAUUUGUUGCCAUCCAAUGGCGUAAAGAUGUAAUCUGCAGAAAUUGUGAGAAGGGUCUGUCUGCAUCCUGCAAGACUAUUACAAGGUGUGCCAACAAUAAGUUACACCAUAAAAAUAUAAAUAAAUAAAUAAACUGUGAAAUGAUGAAGUUAGCAACAGUU
Molecule: messenger RNA, 6922 nt
Organism: Xyrauchen texanus (razorback sucker)
Lineage: Eukaryota; Metazoa; Chordata; Actinopteri; Cypriniformes; Catostomidae
Gene: f5
Product: coagulation factor V
Exons: 25
Coding region: 54-6299 (2081 amino acids)
Molecular function (GO): oxidoreductase activity; copper ion binding
Source: RefSeq, a predicted model, not a curated record